AGGAGGAGGAGGAGGAGGAGGAGAAGGAGGAGGAGGAGGAGGAGAAAGGGGGGAGAAGGAAGGAGAAGGAGAAGGAACAGGAGGAGGAGGAGGGGGAGGGGGAGGAGCAGGAGGAGGGGGGAGGAGGACAGGCCCGGCCGGCAUCGGACGGGCCGGGGUCGGCGCCGGCGUGCUGUUGCUGCCCUCCGAGCCACCGCGCGGACGCCCGAGCCCCUCCCACCACGAGGCGAACGCCUGCGGCUGGGAGACGUUGCCGCCCCCGCCCGCGGCGAGCUCCCCCCAGCUCAUGCAGUGGUGGACGAAGCAGCCGUCCGUGAAGGCGCCGCGCUCCUGCCCGCCGCCGGCCAGGGCCAGCUCCAGCCGCCACGCAACGCCCUCGCCGAGGGCGCGCAGGCCCUCCGGCAGCGCAGCGUCGCGGACGUUGGACGCGUCGAACCU
Messenger RNA from Prorocentrum cordatum, 438 nucleotides. NCBI's taxonomy places the organism in Eukaryota, Dinophyceae, Prorocentrales, Prorocentraceae. The record is from the annotation of a GenBank genome assembly.